Molecule: messenger RNA, 5159 nt
Organism: Myotis daubentonii (Daubenton's bat)
Lineage: Eukaryota; Metazoa; Chordata; Mammalia; Chiroptera; Vespertilionidae
Gene: RCOR3
Product: REST corepressor 3
Biological process (GO): negative regulation of DNA-templated transcription; regulation of transcription by RNA polymerase II
Cellular component (GO): transcription regulator complex; histone deacetylase complex
Molecular function (GO): transcription corepressor activity
Source: RefSeq, a predicted model, not a curated record
AGCAAAAAAAGGAAAGAAAAAGAAAAGGAUCAGAAGAGGAAAACGGGGGUAAAGGCUUAAAAAAAAAAAAUAAAACUCUUGGCAAAAUAGAGCUGCAUUGCUCAGCACUGGCAACUCAGCUCGGCACCAUCGGUCUCUUCCUGGGAAUCAGGUCCCCGUUCAGGGAUUAAGAAACAAAAACUGCAUUUAAAAAAAAAAGAAGAAAGAAGCAAAAACUGCGGGCCUAGUCUGCUCGGCCUGAUGGGCCCGGGAACGCGAAGGUCGCUAGCUCCACUGACCGACUCCAUGGCGGGCCGAGCGCGCGCCACCAGCACGGAGCCGGCGGAGGGGCCCGGAAACCGAGCGGCCGGCCCGCCGCAGACCCAGACGGGGGCCGGGCUCUAGCUGGGGGCCCACCCGGCCCCCGCAAACCCCUCGGAAAAGGGGGGGCCGCUCCUCGGACUCGGGCGCCUCGGGUCGCGCCUCCCUCCGCGCACGGGCCGCGUUCCUUCCGCCCGGAGAGGGCAAAGAGUCCGCGGCUCCGCGCGCGCCGCCCCGGCUCCAGGGCGCCCCCUAGACAGGCAGGCGGCCGCGCCGCGGCGGCAGCUUCACCCGGGCCCCGUGGAGGGGCCGCGAUCGCCGGCGAGCUGGGCUUCCCCGGCCUCCCCGCGACCCCUCCCCGCGGCCGGCACCUCCCUGCGGGGCGGAGUGAUACUGGCGGCGGGGUAGCGCGCGGCGCGGCCGAGCGGGGAGCCCGGGGUGCGCGGGGAGGGCGGAGGGAGGAGGAGGGAGGCGGGGCCGGGGCGGGUGGUGGUGAGGCGACUGCGCUACUGCCGGACCGGGGCGGUUAUGGCGGCUCCAUAUUAACACCCUCCUCCUCCUCCUCCUCCUCCUUUCCCUCCCGCCCGCACUCCUGAGCGAUCCCCCCUGCACCCCGACGCCUCCCUCUCCCCCGCACCUCGCCCCCUCCCCGCAUCUACCAUGCCCGGCAUGAUGGAGAAAGGGCCCGAGUUGCUGGGGAAGAACCGGUCGGUCAACGGCAGCGCCAAGAGCCCGGCGGGCGGCGGCGGCGGCGGCGCCUCGUCCACCAACGGCGGGCUGCACUUCUCGGAGCCCGAGAGCGGCUGCAGCAGCGACGACGAGCACGGUGAUGUUGGGAUGAGAGUCGGAGCUGAAUACCAAGCCCGGAUCCCUGAAUUUGAUCCAGGUGCUACAAAGUACACAGAUAAAGACAAUGGAGGAAUGCUUGUGUGGUCUCCAUAUCACAGUAUUCCAGAUGCCAAAUUGGAUGAAUAUAUUGCCAUUGCAAAGGAGAAACAUGGCUACAAUGUGGAACAGGCACUUGGCAUGUUGUUCUGGCAUAAACAUAACAUUGAGAAGUCCCUUGCUGAUCUCCCUAAUUUUACUCCCUUUCCGGAUGAGUGGACAGUGGAAGAUAAAGUCCUAUUUGAACAAGCCUUUAGUUUUCAUGGGAAGAGCUUUCACAGGAUUCAACAAAUGCUUCCAGAUAAGACCAUUGCUAGUCUUGUAAAAUAUUACUAUUCCUGGAAAAAAACUCGAUCUAGGACAAGCUUGAUGGAUCGCCAGGCUCGGAAGCUAGCUAAUAGACAUAAUCAGGGUGACAGUGAUGAUGAUGUGGAAGAAACACAUCCAAUGGAUGGAAACGAUAGUGAUUAUGAUCCCAAAAAAGAAGCCAAAAAAGAGGGUAAUACCGAGCAACCUGUCCAAACUAGCAAGAUUGGACUUGGAAGGAGAGAGUAUCAGAGUUUACAACACCGCCAUCAUUCUCAGCGUUCUAAGUGCCGUCCACCUAAGGGCAUGUAUUUAACCCAGGAAGAUGUGGUAGCUGUUUCCUGUAGUCCCAAUGCAGCCAACACUAUCCUCAGGCAACUGGACAUGGAGUUGAUUUCUUUAAAACGCCAGGUUCAGAAUGCUAAGCAAGUAAACAGUGCACUUAAACAGAAAAUGGAAGGAGGAAUUGAAGAAUUCAAACCUCCUGAGUCAAAUCAGAAAAUUAACGCCCGUUGGACCACAGAGGAGCAGCUUCUAGCAGUGCAAGGUGUCCGCAAAUAUGGUAAAGAUUUUCAAGCUAUUGCAGAUGUAAUUGGCAACAAGACUGUUGGCCAAGUGAAGAACUUCUUUGUAAACUACAGGCGUCGGUUUAACUUAGAGGAGGUAUUGCAGGAGUGGGAAGCAGAACAAGGAACCCAGGCUUCUAAUGGUGAUGCUUCUACUUUAGGGGAGGAGACAAAAAGUGCUUCUAAUGUGCCAUCAGGGAAGAGCACUGAUGAAGAAGAGGAGGCACAGACCCCACAGGCUCCUCGGACUCUGGGUCCAUCACCUCCUGCCCCACCAUCCACUCCAACACCAACAGCCCCCAUUGCCACUCUGAACCAGCCUCCACCACUUCUUCGUCCAACACUGCCUGCUGCCCCUGCUCUUCACCGGCAGCCUCCUCCGCUCCAGCAGCAGGCUCGGUUCAUCCAGCCUCGGCCAACUCUAAAUCAGCCUCCACCACCUCUCAUUCGCCCUGCUAACUCUAUGCCACCCCGUCUAAACCCAAGACCAGUGUUGUCCACAGUUGGUGGUCAGCAGCCACCAUCACUUAUUGGAAUUCAGACAGACUCACAGUCCUCACUGCACUAAAAUUAAGUUGGACAGAGCUGCAGUAACUUUUCCCACACCAUAUACCAAUGCUCAUCUGACCAGCAAGAACGAGGAAAGACUAAUCCUUCCUAGAUACUGAGGCUGGAACUGAGGCAGUGGGCUAGCGUAGUGGAUGUCUAAGAAAUUUUUUAGUUCAUACAACUGAGAUGUUGUAUAAGAAAAAGCCUACAGUUAGGCUCCUUUCUAGAGUAUAUGUUCAGCAACAUGCUCUCAUAAAAGGAAAAAAAAAGAUUAAGUAUUCUAUAUACCAAGGGGUUUUUGUUUUUACUGUAUUUAUUUUAUUGAGAUUUCUUUAUAUUCCUGCCUCUUCAUAGUCAAGGCUCUUAGUACAAGAAUAUUGACUUAGGAAUUGUGAAAACUCCUUAAGUUACUCAAGAUAAGGAUGUUUGACUUUUUUUUCCUUUAAUUUAAUUUUAACAUUUUCCUAUGUUAGGAGUGUAAGAAUAAGUAGCCUGCAUUUCAUAUUUUGGCAUAUGUUCAUUUAAUGCAUAUUUAAGAAAUUAUAGCCGCAUAUCCCUUUUUUAAAAAAAAAAAUCUUGCUUUCUUUUCUAAAGGAAUAUUAAUAUGUUCCUUUCAAAGAAAGCAAUUUAAUCAAUUGCAAAGCAAUUAUAUGAAACCAGAAAGAAUGUACUGAACCUACUAACCAUUUAAAAUGAGCUUAGGGUCCUAGUGCAAAGUCCUUGCUUAAAGGUCAUUGACCUGUCAUCUAUCAGUAAGAAGAGGAUCAGAGUAAUAAUACAUAGGAAUGAGGAAUUAAUUUGUUAAAGGACAAUGUCUUUAAGUUCCUUGAAAAUGAAGUUAAUUUUGAUUUUUUUUAAUGUUUCUAAACGCUGUCUGCUUUUAACUAGUAGUUGCCUACAUCUAGGGAUGUUAGAAGCGAAUUAUAUUUUGUCAGUUAUGUGGAGAUAAUGGUAAUGGAAGCAUUUAUUACAAUACCCUUUUUGUGUUUAGGUUCUGAACUUAAAACUGCCCUCAUACUUAAUAUGGUCUGCAUUUAAUAUAAAUGAUGGUUUCUUGAUAAAUCUCUAUUGUACUAUUUGGAUACAUUUGUGUAUUUUCUUGUAGCCAACGUGUAUGACUGGGUUUGGUUUAGGAUUAAAUCAUCAACAUUAUUUUAUAAAAUAAAUUUAAGGAUUUGUUUUGUGUUAUCUAAAGAUAUAUCCGUAUAUUGUCACAAUUGUGCUGUUAACUUAAAAUGCUGAGACCCCUUUUUAUAAAGAAACAAAAAAACAUUUCAGGUCUUCUUAAUUCAACACAUAAUCGUUAAGCACUUACAAAGAAUAUUUUAAAAGUGAUAGUAUUUCAACAAUGUGUUACUAAUAUUUUUGAUAUGAUGAUUUCAUAUUGGAAUCAUGACUUGUGCAAAGGGACAGAUUGCUCAGAUUGCUAUACUAGUGGAACAUAAGGCUAAAUGGUUGCACAUUCACAUUCUCAUCAUAUUUAGAACUACUUCACAAAAUGGUCAACAUCGAGGGCCUAAUUUAUUAUUUGAGGGGUCGUAUAUUCCCAAAUUAUUGGGAAGAUAGUCCCUAUCAUUGGCUCUAAAGCAGUGGUUCUCAACCUUCUGGCCCUUUAAAUACAGUUCCUCAUGUUGUGACCCAACCGUAAAAUUAUUUUCGUUGCUACUUCAUAACUGUAAUGUUGCUACUGUUAUGAAUCGUAAUGUAAAUAUCUGAUAUGCAGGAUGGUCAGAGGAAGAUAAAUAUCACAUGAUCUCACUCAUUUAUGGAAUAUAAUGAACAGCAUAAACUGAUCACUCUUAUCACCCCUGUGAAAGAGUCGUUCAAUCGCCAAAGAGGUCGCGACCCACAGGUUGAGAACCGCUGCUCUAAAGUCUUAAAGAGCUCUAGAUUCAAGUCCAUUAAUUAGUUUUAAUUUUGACAUUUAGACCACUUCUUUCCAUUAAGGACCUUAAGUUCUGGCAUAAUCAAAAACUUUUUCCAGGAUGUGUCUGUCAUUCUCAUUGGAUCAACUUAAAUAGUUCUUCCCCUGGACUGUAACCAGAUAAAAUCUAAUUUAAAAUAUUUAAUAUUCAAGAAUUUAUACUUAUUUUUACUUUAAGAGCCAUGGGGACAAAAGAUAUCUAAAGCCUAAAGUAUUUAGAUUGUCUUGCAUAUGUGCAUACUAUACAGCUUUUAUCGUCUUGUCUUGUCAGUAGGCCUUCAGUAUGCAAUAUGUGGCAUAUGUCAGUCAAGUUGGUCAGCCCCAGCAUCUGUCCAGCUGUUAAGUAUAUUGUGAUUCAUUUAAAAUCUGUUCUAUCCCAGCCACAGGCCAAAGUGCUGUAUCUGAGGGAUGUGCUGUGAUUUGAUUUAUGUACACUAGAGCACACAGUGGAAAAAUCUUAGCUUCAUUAGUAAUAUGACACAUGUACAUAGUGAGAUGUCUUUAUUGUGUGCUUUGCAUAUUUUGUAAAUAUUUUGCACGGCAUUCUUUUUCUUUUUUGUUUAAGCAGUGUUUGGCCUGGAAGAGUGAUAUGCUUGCUGCUUAAUCAAAGGAUUAAAGAGUUAAAGAUG